Molecule: messenger RNA, 594 nt
Organism: Fomitiporia mediterranea MF3/22
Lineage: Eukaryota; Fungi; Basidiomycota; Agaricomycetes; Hymenochaetales; Hymenochaetaceae
Exons: 2
Coding region: 1-594 (197 amino acids)
Source: RefSeq, a predicted model, not a curated record
AUGCCUUCGUUUCAACCAGAGUUGUCUUCCCUUUACAACUGGAACAAAUACAGUUCUGCAACACAGCCAGCUUUGGAAUAUUUGGCCUCUACAGGUGUAGGAGAUUUUGGUGUCAACUUUUCUGUUCCACAGUAUUACACAGAGUUGUCUUCUGACACGAAUGAAGCAUGUCCUAAAUCAGGGUUAUCUUACAGUGACUCAGUUCAUCCAGAUCCUCCACAGUUCCACCCUGAGUUGUCUUCCCUCUACAACUGGAAUGGGCAGCAGCAUUCCACAGCACUGGUUACACAGGGAUACAUGGCCUGUGCAAGAGAGCUUGAAGCCAAUAAUUCAGUUUCACAGAGCUGCACACAAGGAGCAUUGUCCCCAAGCAUUACACAGGGUAGUGUCUGCAAAAUUAACAGUGAUAGUUGGGAUGGACUUUUGGACAGUGUGCUAGUCAUCAACAGUAACGAUAGAGAGGCAAGACCAGAAGAUGUAUUUACACAAGCAGAAUCCUCAAUUUUGGAGCCUCAUCCAAGUCUAGACGUUGCAUGUUUGCUCAACAUAACAGAUGGACAGGAGCAAUAUACAGCAACACCUCUGACUUCAUGA